AUGAAGAAUGAAGCUUUUAUAUCUGGUUGGCGUUUGAUUCUUUCAGUGUUCACAGUUGUUGAUGAUGACGCCUUCUGCUCCUGCGACUCUCCCCCUUCCUGCAUCGUAACCACCCAGUCUAAUCACGUCGUUUGUGCAACGUCAUCGUUUUCUCGGUUAAAGCUCAAUAUUGAAGGAUUUGAAAGAUCUUUAGGGCAUAUAUCAGGUGUGAUGAUUUUUGUUGAUACAAGUGGAGAAUCCUUAAGGAAAAUGCAAAAUUUUGGGUUUAUUCAAAUAAUAAAUACUGCCUCAAAAAAUUCCACCUUGCUUUUCACAUGGGCUAAUUUUGUUGGAGGGCAAUCUGAAUUUACUGGUCAUCACUUCAACUCAAAGAUAAAGAGGCCUGAUGGCGUGCAUGGUGUGCUUCUACAUCACAAGACUGCAAAUGAGCAAUCUCUGCUCACAUUUGCAAUUGCAGCAGAAGAGACUGAAUAUGUUCAUAUCUCAGAAUGCUCUGUCUUUGUUAUAUCUGGUUCUCACAAAGGCAUCUCAGCGAAGGACAUGUGGCAUGAAGUUAAACAGGCUGUGUUGCCCCAUAUAAGCUAUCACUAUGCUCCAAGCAUUUUAUAA
Messenger RNA from Vicia faba (fava bean), 609 nucleotides. The record is from the annotation of a GenBank genome assembly. Lineage: Eukaryota; Viridiplantae; Streptophyta; Magnoliopsida; Fabales; Fabaceae.